AAUGGAUUUAAAGCACGAGUGGCCUUCCGUCUUCUCCCCUUCGUGGCAAUGCAUUCAGGAUAACGACACGAUGACGGGUCCGGUUUUCGGCUGAUUUUGCGAAACUAGAAGCAACUUCUCUUUUUUUUUUUCUUCCUCAUUUUGCUGGUCCAGGACAACGCACGGCAAUCCACGAAGGAAAAAAAAGAAGAAGAAUUCAGCGCGACUGCGACUUUGCGACGAGUCAUUCGGGUACUUCCGAGGAAACAACACAACGGUACUGACGACACGAUGAGCGACAUUGAGAAACAGUACGAUGUGGCGACGCCGGGUGGUGCGAAGAAGAGCGAGGAAAUUGCUGACCAGAGGGAUGGGAUUGAUCUUGUUUUCGAGGCCAAGCUUGUGCGCAAGCUGGAUAUUUACAUUAUCCCAGUGGUUAUGCUGUUGUACCUGUUCAGUUUCCUUGACAGAGUCAACAUUGGAAAUGCCCGUCUCUACGGUCUCCAGGAGGAUCUCAAAAUGAACGACUCGCAGUUCCAAACCGCAGUCUCGAUUCUCUUCGUCACCUACAUCUUAUCGGAACUCCCUUCAAACCUGGUUCUGAAAAAGUUUACGCCCUCCCGGUGGAUCGCAUUCAUCACCCUCGCCUGGGGCAUCAUCGCAACCCUCACUGGUAUCGUACAGAGUUAUGGCGGCCUCAUCGCAUGCCGUCUUCUCCUCGGAGCCGUCGAAGGCGGCCUGUUCCCCGGCAUGGCCGUCUACCUAACCUUCUUCUACACCAAACGCGAACUCGCCCUCCGCAUUGGCUACCUCUUCGUUUCCGCCGCCCUCGCCGGCGCCUGCGGCGGCCUCCUCGCCUACGCAAUCGGCCACAUGGACGGCACCGCCGGCCAGCGUGGCUGGCGCUGGAUCAUGAUCCUCGAAGGCAUCCCCACCUUCAUCCUCGGCAUCGCCACAUGGUUCGUCCUCCCCAACUCCCCCGAAACCGCCUACUUUUUUUCUCCUGAAGAAAAAGCCUUUGCCGCAGCCCGUCUCAAGCGGCAAACGGGGUACACGAAGAAAGCAGCAGAGUUUCACUGGGAUGACGUGAAGAAGGCGUUUAAAGACUGGAAAGUGUGGACGUUUUGCUUUGCGCAGUUUGGAUCCGAUACCAUGCUUUACGGCUAUUCGACUUUCCUGCCUACGAUUAUCCGCUCGAUUAAUACGACGGCGAGUAGUGCCAUGGUGCAGGUUCUUACUAUCCCGUGUUACGCGCUAGGCGCAGUUACGUACCUAGUCGUUGCGCACUUUUCUGAUCGCCAGCAGAAACGCGGGUUGUACAGUGUUCUCCUUGGCCUUGUCAGUAUCGUCGGUUACACCAUGCUUAUUAGCGAUUCAAACUCCAAGGUACACUACGCGGGUUGUUUUCUGGUGGCGAUGGGGCUGUAUGUUUGUGUGGGGUUGCCGCUUGCGUGGUUGCCGACGAAUUUGCCGCGCUAUGGCAAGAGGACUACCGCGACGGGGUUGCAGCUUAGUAUUGGGAAUUGUGCGGGGAUUAUGAGUGCUUUUAUUUAUCCAACCGCCGAUCGACCCCGCUUCAUCAAGGGCCACGGCAUCACGAUGGCAAUGGUGGGGUUCGCUUGUACGUGCUACUGUGUUUUGUGGUUUCAUUUCUCGAGGGCGAAUGCGAAGAGGGAGCGGGGUGACGAGGAUGCUGCGGUGCAGAGUUUGAGUGAUGAGGAGAUUGCCGAGUUGGGGGAUGAUAGUCCAAGGUUUAGGUAUACGAUUUGAACGUGCUUUUCUUUUUGGUGGGAGAUAUAUACGUGGAGCUUGAGUGUUUAGGAAGAUUGGAUCUGGAUGCUGUAUAUAGUGGUGUGUGAUAUAUAUGAGAUGAUUUCGUGUAUGAAGCUAUGCUUAGGAGAGCAUUUGACUUGGUAUAUAAGAGAAAGUGUUCGACAA
Bipolaris sorokiniana ND90Pr is the source of this 1917-nucleotide messenger RNA. RefSeq lists its product as uncharacterized. Gene Ontology annotation, biological process: transmembrane transport. NCBI's taxonomy places the organism in Eukaryota, Fungi, Ascomycota, Dothideomycetes, Pleosporales, Pleosporaceae. The coding region runs from base 271 to 1749 and encodes 492 amino acids. Gene Ontology annotation, cellular component: membrane. The record is from RefSeq and is a predicted model, not a curated record. Gene Ontology annotation, molecular function: transmembrane transporter activity. The transcript has 3 exons.